CCGCGACUUCGAUGAAGGGCCUGAAGAAGAAUCUCAGCCUCCUCAAUAGGAAGGGCUCAAGCUCCAGCUCCAACUCCAGCGAUUCUUCGAAGAAAUCCGACACAAGGCCGCCUCCCAACACACAGAAACCUCUCCCACCACCCGGAAAUGCCGGCGAUGGUCCUUCCCCUACCCAUCCCGUCAUAGCCAUCCCGCGGGUAGUCCCUGAGCCGAGAAUCGCACCCCCACCCGUUAUCAUCGACCCAGCACAUUCAGAUUCGGACGAGCGCAUAUCGCCAGCUGAGUUGGCAGCCAGCGGUCACAGUCUCGGCCCACCGCGUGCGGGCACGUCCAGCAACACCCGUUUACGUCCAGGCGUCAAGGAUACGAUCCCCAUCAUCGGAAAGCCCCCUCGUCAGCAACGCAGCAGCCGGUUUGUUGUCACCACCAAGGUGGAAAUCGAGCGACUACCGUCGUUUCUGGAGACGACGCCGACGAAGCGACCUCAGCUGUUUAUCGACAAGCUUCGCCAGUGCCGCGUUCUUUUCGAUUUUCGAGAUGCUAGCUCUGAACUUCGAGGGAAGCAGAUUAAGGCGCAGGCGCUGACUGAGAUGCUGGACUAUAUUACGACUCAGCGCGGGGUGAUUACUGAGCAGCUGUACUCGGAGGUCGUUGGAAUGUUUGCUGCCAAUCUGUUUCGGUCGAUACCCCCGCCUAUCAAUCCCACAGGCGAACCCUUCGAUCCGGAAGAUGAUGAGCCAGUUCUAGAGCUUGCGUGGCCCCACCUGCAGCUUGUCUACGAAUUGUUCCUGCGCUUCGUCGAGAGCUCCGAUUUCAAUACUAAUCUCGCCAAACGACACAUCGACCAGACCUUCGUGCUCAAUCUCCUGGAGCUCUUUGAUUCUGAGGAUCCCCGCGAGCGAGAUUUCCUCAAGACCACGCUGCAUCGUAUCUACGGCAAAUUCGUCAGUCUCCGGGCUUUCAUUCGACGCUCAAUAAACAACGUGUUCUUCCAUUUCGUCUACGAGACCGAGAAGCACAACGGAAUCGCGGAGCUUCUCGAGAUUCUUGGUGCCAUCAUCAAUGGGUUCGCGCUACCUCUGAAGCCAGAGCACAAAAUCUUCCUGACACGGGUGCUGAUGCCUUUGCACAAGGUCAAAAGCUUGUCGAUGUACCACGCUCAGCUCGCGUACUGCGUUGUGCAGUUUCUCGAGCGAGACCCGAGUUUGGCGCAGGAUGUGAUGAUGGGUCUGCUCAAGUACUGGCCCAAAGUUAACUCCCCGAAAGAGGUUAUGUAUUUGAGCGAAGUCGAAGAGGUGCUAGAUGUGACGGACCCUAUCGAGUUCCAGAAGAUCCAGGUGCCUUUAUUCCAGCAGCUUGCCAAGUGUAUCAACAGCCAGCACUUCCAAGUCGCGGAGCGGGCGUUGAUGUAUUGGAACAACGAGUAUGUCGUGAAUCUUAUGAGUGACAAUCUGCCUGUCAUUCUGGUGAUCGUGUUUCCUGCACUGUACGCAAACUCGAAGUCGCAUUGGAAUCGUGCCAUCCACGGCAUGGUUUACAAUGCGCUACGACUCUUUAUGGAGAUCAACCCUGAUCUGUUCGACGAAUCCUUGCAGCAGUACAAGCAGAGAAAGAUUGAGGAACAUGAAUCAGCGGUCUAUCGGUACAACGCAUGGAUGAAAAUGCGACAAGUAGCGGCUCAGAAUGCACCUGGGGGACAUCUGCCUGAAGGAUAUGUUGAACUACCACUCGACCCGCCUGAAGAACCGGCGGAGGAGCCAGACGUUUUAAAUCUUGCGAUGGAGCUCAACGCCGCAUCGAUGGAAGACAUGUCAGAUCUGGACGAACAUGGAAUGGAACGCGUCCCCAUUGCUUGAUCUUUGUACGUCUCAUCCUCAUGGGCCGUAAAAAGCUGCUCAUGAUGAUAUCGUACCAGCUUGGGGUGGACUUUGAGCAGCAGGCUGUCACCGAGACGGCGGGCCAUAUGCUAUUUCAGAGGACCCUCGUCGCCCACUAGCGCUUUCAGGCUGGGCUACCAACUCCUCUCAGACUCCUCAACGGGUCAUCGAGGCAUUUCCCUAACCUUUCUUUGUAAACUUCAAGGAUUAUACCAAUGCCAUACAUUGUUAUCAUUUGCAGACUGCGUUACCCAUUCACCUAGGGGAUCAUCACGUGGAAGACCUCCGGUUCCCACGUGCAGACUUUCCGGUUCCCAUGCCUUAGUCGAAUGCCUUGCUUGAGAACGCUGAGCUCGAGAGCCUCUCGGUGGAUACCAGGCCCUAUAACUGGGGUUCUGCGUCGUCAUCCCCACGUUCGUCGGCCUUAGAUGUUCGUGUGAGACCUGUCUCAGUAACACCACUGCACGUGUCCAAUGACGAGAUGUUUU
Messenger RNA from Mycena citricolor, 2365 nucleotides. NCBI's taxonomy places the organism in Eukaryota, Fungi, Basidiomycota, Agaricomycetes, Agaricales, Mycenaceae. The record is from the annotation of a GenBank genome assembly.